AUGUACCCCUUCAUACGCAAGUACAAGGACGGCAGCAUCGAGCGUUUCCUGCGCAGCCCAUUCGUGCUGGCGCCGCCGGAUCAGGGCAGCAACCGCGGGGUGGCGACGAAGGACGUCGUCGUCGACAAGGCCACUGGCGUCUCUGUGCGCCUGUUCCUCCCGUCCCGUGCCGCCGGGACCGCAGGCAGGAAUCGGCUUCCUCUCGUCCUCUACGUCCAUGGCGGCUCGUUCUGCACGGAGAGCGCUUUCGGCCGUACGUACCACCGCUACGCGACCUCCCUCGCCGCCAGCGCCGGAGCCCUCGUCGUGUCAGUGGAGUACCGUCUAGGUCCGGAGUUCCCCAUACCCGCGGCCUACGACGACGCGUGGGCCGCGCUCCAGUGGGCGGCAUCCUUGUCCGACCCAUGGCUGGCCAGCUACGCCGACCCUACGCGCACGUUCAAGGACGCGUUUGGGUAUGGCAUGGCCAUGAAGUCCUGGGGCACACGCUCCAGUAUGGCACGUAACAGUGCUACUUACCUGAAAACUGGAAGGGUUGGCCCAUCCAAGAAAAUCUCAGUUCGACUGCCGAUGCCUGCUGCGGUUCCGUGGACUUGUGUGAUCAACAACUUUUUCUAG
Triticum turgidum subsp. durum (durum wheat) is the source of this 618-nucleotide messenger RNA. Lineage: Eukaryota; Viridiplantae; Streptophyta; Magnoliopsida; Poales; Poaceae. The record is from the annotation of a GenBank genome assembly.